Molecule: messenger RNA, 861 nt
Organism: Verticillium nonalfalfae
Lineage: Eukaryota; Fungi; Ascomycota; Sordariomycetes; Glomerellales; Plectosphaerellaceae
Exons: 2
Coding region: 1-861 (286 amino acids)
Source: RefSeq, a predicted model, not a curated record
AUGGACACACCAUUUGUUUGCAUCGCCCACCCCUUCGAGUCCGCGGGAAACAUCUCCCACGCCUACGAGUACGGCCCGGUGAAGGCCCGCAAGGCCAUCAUCUUUGUCGGCGGCUUGGGUGAUGGACCUCACACGGUUCCAUUCGUUCGACCUCUGGCCACUCACUUGGAGGAGUCGGGACUGGACUAUUCGGUCUUCGAAAUCCGCAUCAGGAGCUCCUUUACAGGCUUUGGCUACUCGAGCCUCAAGAAGGACGUCGAGGACAUUGCGGCCUUCGUCAGGUACCUCAGAGGCAUCGAUAAGCAGAAAAUCGUGCUCAUGGGCCACUCGACGGGAUCCCAGGAUUGUGUCGAGUACGCCGCGAAUGAGGACGAUCCCGUCGAUGGCUUUAUCUUGCAGGGCCCCGUGUCAGAUCGCGAGGCCGCUGCCAUCCACGUGGACGCUGAGAAGCUCAGGGAAAGCGUCGAGCUUGCCGCCAGUAUGAUCGCCGAGGGACGAGGAGACGAGAUGCUACGACCUGAACAGGUGGCUCAUACUUUUGAGCCCAUCACGGCCUACCGUUGGCACUCGCUCAUUUCCAAGGGCGGUGACGACGACACUUUCUCGUCUGACCUCGACGAGGAAACGGUUUCCAGAAUAUGGAACCGGUUCCAGAAGCCGGCGAUGGCUCUGUACUCGGCCGAGGACGAGCACGUCCCCGCUCAUGUCGAUAAGCAGGCUCUUGUGGACUUGUGGAAGAAGCUAGGCAAGAAUGUCCACCCCCUCUCAGGGCUGAUUCCCGGAGCGGGCCAUACCGUUAGGCAGCCAGAUGGACAGGCCUGGCUCAACGAUCGUGUGGUACAGUUCCUACAGGACAUCUAG